Molecule: messenger RNA, 1065 nt
Organism: Caenorhabditis elegans
Lineage: Eukaryota; Metazoa; Nematoda; Chromadorea; Rhabditida; Rhabditidae
Gene: dct-19
Product: CUB-like domain-containing protein
Exons: 8
Coding region: 1-1017 (338 amino acids)
Source: RefSeq, marked reviewed
AUGCUAUUAAUAUCUCUUUUAUCACUUAUUACUUUGGUGCUGGCUACAGGAAAUGUUUGCAAAAAUGGUAAUGUUAUCAACAAGCGAUUAAACGGAUUGCCUUUCUAUUGGCCACCCACGUGGAAUGAGAGCCAAGCUGCUCCAUUUCUGGAACAGGGGCAGCUGUGUAGUUGGACAGUAACUAUUCCACAGGGUUAUUAUGCAAAAUUGAUUAUCAGUGGAGAAACAUUAGACUUGGAUUCAUAUUUUCAAACAAUUGAUUCAGCAGGAAACCUUGCCAGAACCACCCACGAAGGACUGGAGCCGUAUUACUUUGUUUCUCCAAAAUUCCAACUUGUUGUCUCCAACGAUAGCCCAGCAACUUUUGCCUUCAAAAUUAUAUGGCUUCCACUUCCACCGGCCGUUGAUCUCCACUAUGGAAUCGGGUUUGCCGGUUUUGUCAUCAAUGCAACAAACACGCCAUAUGCUCAUGAAUACGGUGCUAGUGGAAUUACCCUAUUAACAUUUCCAGAAAACACCACGGAUUUAUUCUCGUUGAGAAGUGUGCUGGUUUAUGAAGGAAACGAUUUGAAAACUGCAAACUAUAUUUCAAAUCUUUUCUUGCUCUACCAAACUGGCAAACAAUGGGUGUCCCGAACCAAUGGAAUUGUAGUGGUGAACCUAGAGGCUUCCACUUCAAUGGAUCAGCUUUUGAUUCAAGGAUCUCAAUAUUUAACGGCUAUCGGUGAAAUGGUGGAACUUCGGCCGGAAUUGAAUUCAAUUUACACCGGAGCUCUCCAGGGAGGGGAGAAGAAAUCAUCGUUGGUUUCAGUAGCUGAUGUCAAAAUGAGAAUGGUUGAUGUUAAAAUGAAUUUGGACGCCACCGUUGCAAUCUACUAUGGGUCUCCAGAUGUCCAGACUCACGAUAAAACUUAUACCGGAGAACAACUGAAACAGGCUUUGCCAUUAGAGUUUCCAGGAGACUUUACGCAGUUUGUGGUUAGCAAUGGAAAAGCUGUUUUUACAUUUGAAAGUUAAUUUAAAAUUAUUUGUGAAUGUAUUUGAUAUGUACAUAUAUGUGUAACU